AUGACCUAUAAGACUCAGUGCAGGAAUGGCUACACCGCUCCGCGCUCGACUCGGAGACGGGUUCCGCGCGCCCCCCACGCUCCUCAUGUCCCCGCCGCCGCCAUCGACUCACCCAGUCGCGGGCGCCGUCGCCACCGCCGCCGCCGCCGCCGCCGCUGCCGCGGGAUCCCUGCGUCAGCCGCCGUCGCCGCGGUUCCGAGCCGCCGGGCCCGCCCCCGGGCGGAAAUAGCCGAACGCAUUCGGGCCGGGAGGGCGGUCCUUCCCCCGCCCCACACCGAGCUGGAGCUCGGAGACCGAAGCGCGCGGGUUUGCGUCCGGAAACAGCCGAACGUACUCCCGCGGGAAUGGUCGGCCGCCGUUUGCCACGAGACAGCCGAGGGUGGCCGGAAACAGCCGAGAGCAACCGAGUCGGGAGAGCGCUGGAGGGGCUGCUGGGCCGGCGGGGAGGGUCGAGAGGAUACGGAAACAGUCGAACUGGACUCGGAGAGCGAGCGCCCGCGCCGAAGCUGGAGGGCCGGACCCCGCUGGCCUCCCAUCCCGAAGAGCCGAACGGCACCGCGGGUUUGUUUUUACGAAGGUGUGAACCCGCGGCACCGAGGAGCGUGUCUGGGAAGAACCGAACGGUCUCCAAUACAGGUCUUGGAGUUGACACUCGGCGGCCGCCGACAGCUUCCGGAACUUGCCGAAGCACGUCCGGUUAGGCGGCCGCAAGAGGCGAAGGCGCUCCCAUGGCAACCCUCGGCGUCCGGAAACAGCCGAAGCGUCUCCGGCCCAUCGCGUUCGAGAACGAGCUCAGCGCACAGACCUGGGUGGAAAACGGAGACGGAGCGGUUGCAGCCGAGGCAGAGGACCGGGCUCAGCUCCCCACCCAACGCGCUCCUCUGGUGUCUCUGGGCCCGGGACUUGCACUCAGGUGGUGCACAUACACAUUAAGUGUUCUUGAAGAGAAAAUACAGGAAGAUGAACUGACUUGUUAAUUGAAGAGCUAAAUGACUUUUUUUUGAGACAGUCUCUCACUGUGUAGACUAUGCUGGAGUUAGAGGCAAGUGCUACCACACUCAGCUUUGUAGGGUUUUUUUUUUUAUUUAUGUUUUGUUUUUCGAGACAGAGUUUCUCUGUUGUAGCCCUGGCUGUCCUGUAGACCAACUUGAUCUGUAGCCCAGGCUGGCCUCAAACUCACAGACAUCCACCUGCCUCUGCCUCCCGAGUUAAAGGUGUGUGCCACCGCC
Messenger RNA from Peromyscus californicus insignis, 1229 nucleotides. RefSeq lists its product as uncharacterized. NCBI's taxonomy places the organism in Eukaryota, Metazoa, Chordata, Mammalia, Rodentia, Cricetidae. The coding region runs from base 1 to 933 and encodes 310 amino acids. The transcript is spliced from 3 exons. The record is from RefSeq and is a predicted model, not a curated record.